Protopterus annectens (West African lungfish) is the source of this 1380-nucleotide messenger RNA. RefSeq lists its product as uncharacterized. Lineage: Eukaryota; Metazoa; Chordata; Ceratodontiformes; Protopteridae. Bases 1 to 1380 code for a protein of 459 amino acids. The transcript has 6 exons. The record is from RefSeq and is a predicted model, not a curated record.
AUGACGGUACCCAGUCACAGCCAUCAUACAUCUUCAGUUGUGACCUGGAAUGCUACUGUCAGUAAUGGUUCAUGUAACAUUUAUCGUUGGCUGUAUUCAGAUGGCGAAAGAACACACAGUGUCUUUGGCACAGACAAGUUGACACUGGAGUUCAGCUUUCCAGCAUAUGUGAGAGUAACUGUUUCUGCAAUGAAUGAUAUCAGCUAUAUUGAGGCUAACAUGACUACCAUUGUGCAAUAUCCAAUCACUGCUGUUACUCUUACUGUGUCUCACACACCUGUGAAUAUGUCUACAACCAUCAUGUUGACUGUUGAGCCAGAACAAGGAUACAUGGUUAGUCUGAGGUAUGGAGAUGGAAAAAUCCUUACUGCCUCAUCCAAGGCACUCUCUCCUAAAACUGGAUGUGUCUCCUCUCCUUUACGGUGCUCUGUUUUCUCAUUCCAUCACAUGUAUCCUGCGAUUGCACAUUACAACAUUUGUGCAGUUGUCUCCAACUCUGUCAACACUGUAACAAAGACAGCACGCAUUAUUGUGGGAGAACCUAUCACAGGUGUACAGGUAACACUGAUGACACCUUGUCUGAUUAAACUAGGAGACUUCAUUAAUGCGACGGUGUCUGUGCAGUCUGGUAAGGAUGUGCAAUUCCACUGGCUAGUUUCCUCCCUAUACAGAAAUUACACCUCAUCUGGCAGCCUUAUAAGCAUUGCGACUGAAGUGCCAGGAUCGUAUUCCAUAUCUGUGAACAUUUCUAGCCCACUCUACAGUCACAUUGGGCCUUUUGUCAAGCAGUUGGCAAACAGAGUCAGCGUCUUUGCUCCAAUAACAGAUAUCAAGGCCACUUUUCCAUUUGGCAUUAACCACACUGCUCUCGAGUUGCGUGCAAAUGGUACUUAUGCUACAGAUUUGCUGAACUUCACUGCUCAUGCCUCUGUCGAUGAUGCUGAGUUUGCUUUUGAUUUUGGAGAUGGUUCAGCACUUCUUCUAGUUAAAGGAACAGCUCAUCAAUUUGGAACCAGUGCCUCUGGACAACAUCAGUUUACACACGAAUGCAUGUGCUUCAUCAGAAUAACUGCUUUCAAUGUGUUCUACAAUGCAACAGUUGCUCUUGGGCCCUACUUUGUAGAUCUGAUCCCAGAAGGCCUUACCUUGACAAAGAAUGCCAGUGUCAUUCAUAAAAAUGAAGCCAUUUUAUUUACUGCAUCUGUGAUUAAAGGGUCCAAUGUCAAUUAUCACUGGGAAAUGGGAGACCAGACUACAUACAUCAAUGCAGUAUUGUCCUUUUCUGAUGAGAUGCUGGAAAUAUGGUUAACCGCACUUCAAUCUGGUGAUAUAUCAAUCAUGUCUGCUUUCAUAUUUGAAUGGAACUACAUCUUAUCUUAA